This is a messenger RNA of Lactuca saligna, 573 nucleotides long. The record is from the annotation of a GenBank genome assembly. NCBI's taxonomy places the organism in Eukaryota, Viridiplantae, Streptophyta, Magnoliopsida, Asterales, Asteraceae.
AUGCUCGUUGGUGGCUACCCUUUUGAGGAUCCAAACGAACCAAAAGAUUUUCGAAAGACAAUACAUAGAAUCCUACAUGUCCAAUAUUCAAUCCCAGAAAAUAUUCAACUUUCCCCCGAAUGUUGGCACCUCAUUUCAAGAAUAUUUGUUGGAGACCCCACACAGAGAAUAACGAUGGCGGAGAUAAAACAACACAAAUGGUUUCUAAAGAACCUUCCGGAAAAUCUCAUGGAUGAAGACAAAAUGAUGACAAAUCACUUUGAAGAACCGGAUCAACCGAUGCAAAGUGUUGAUGUGAUUAUGCAAAUAAUAUCAGAAGCCACUAUUCCACCUGUUGGUCUUUAUGAUCUUGAUAUGAUGGAUGAUGAUUUGGAUGACUUUGACUCUGAUCCAGAUGAACUUGAUAUUGACAGCAGUGCUCUCAUUUUCUCACUUAGCGGCAACGCCGUUUCUCAUCUCACCUUCCCCGAUCAAAGUCGACAACGCAAGUACACUCCAGUAGCAGGAGCUCCGACGAGCUCAACCUUGUUCCCAAACCGCCGACACCACCCUUCCAAGUUCCAAAGCUGCUAG